CAACGAUCUGCGCGUUGUCGCCGCGGCCCGAACCUUAAAUUUCUGCGGCCAGACUCCACCCGUGACUUCAACAUCCUCCCUGCGCUUGCACAUCGGAGUCAAAACACUCCUCAUUCCAUCUCUCCCGGUCGUCGCAUCAUCUUCCCCAUCGGAGUGGCACCCGACCUCCUCAUGCGACCAUCAUGGGCCUCAUAACCAAGGCCAAGGCGCAAAAGACCGAUGCCGCAGCCCCCUCGUCGGCCGGGGGCGGGGUGAAGUACAUUUGCAACGUCUGCAGCAGCGACAUCACCAGCACCGUACGCAUCCGCUGCGCCUCCAAGCAAUGCCCGGACUACGACCUGUGCGUCACGUGUUUCGCGGGCGGCAAGGCGAAUUUGCACCACGAUCCGCGAUCGCAUCCCUACUCCGUCAUCGAGCCGCACAGUAUCCCCAUCUUCGACGACGGCUGGGGCGCGGACGAGGAAUUGUUACUGUUGGAGGGCGCGGAACAGUAUGGCCUGGGCAGCUGGGCGGAUAUUGCGGAUCAUAUUGGGGGGUAUAGAGAGAAGGAUGAGGUGCGGGAUCAUUAUGUGAAGACAUACCUGGAGUCGGAGCUUUUCCCGCUUCCCGAGAGGGCGAGCCCGGGCGACAAGCGGUUGAGUGACGAUGUGCCGCGGGAGGAGUUCCAGGCGAGGAAGAAGAGGAGAAUUGAUGGACGCAAGGCGGAGAUUGCAGAGGCGGCGAAGAAGGAUCCGGUGAUUGUGAAGACGACGAGCAGUGUGCCCAGCUGUCACGAGGUGGCGGGAUAUAUGCCGGGCAGAUUGGAGUUUGAGAAUGAGUACUUCAACGAGGCGGAAGAGGCGGUGCAGCAUAUGAACUUUUCGCCGGAGGAGGGCAUCAAUCCUGCCACGGGGCAAUUCGACCCCGAGACGGAGUUGAAGAUGGUCGUGAUGGGAAUCUACAACGACCGACUCACUGCGCGGACGGAUCGGAAGAGGGUCAUCUUCAACCACAAGCUACUGGAUUAUAGGAAGAACUUGGCGGUGGACAAGAAGCGGACAAAGGAGCAGCGAGACCUCAACUUGAAGGUGAAGCCGUUUGCACGGAUCAUGAGCCAUCCGGAUUUCACCACCUACGCCGAGGAUCUGGAGAAGGAGCAGAAUCUGCGCCAAGCAAUCAAUCAGUUGCAGGAAUGGCGGAGGAUGCGGUUGAGCACAUUGCAAGCGGGAGAGAAGUACGAGGGGGAGAAGGCGAGUCGAAUCGCGAAGUCGCAAGUCAUGGGCCAAUUCGAUCGCAUGGCGAGCACGAUUCGCGUCGGCAAGGCCGCGCCACCUCCCGAGACCUCGACAGCUGUGACGGAAUACACGACGAAAGAUCUCGCUGUGCGCCUGACGAAUGACAAGGCGUCGACGGGCCUCCCCACGCCUCCCUCCGGAGACAACGUGUCGCCCAAACGAGCACCGUUGCAGGCAAUCCCGAAUCUGACUCCCUUGCAAAUGUCCUCAGACACAUCCCCAGAUUUGCAGCUGUUGUUGCCGGAGGAGAAGGAUUUAUGCGGCAAGCUUCACGUCCAGCCCAAGGCAUAUCUCGCCAUCAAGGACGCGGUAUUCCGCGAGGCCAUGAAGAAUGAGGGCAAGUUGAAGAAGAAGCAGGUGCGAGAGAUGAGCCGGAUCGACACGACCAAGGGCGGGAGGGUCUUUGAAUUUUUCGUGGAUAUGGGCUGGUUGGGCAAUGCUGCCAAGAGUUGAUGAGGUUGGAUAUUCCAUAGCGGUAUACGAAGAUGAGCGUCUGCCC
Molecule: messenger RNA, 1773 nt
Organism: Neohortaea acidophila
Lineage: Eukaryota; Fungi; Ascomycota; Dothideomycetes; Mycosphaerellales; Teratosphaeriaceae
Exons: 1
Coding region: 183-1727 (514 amino acids)
Biological process (GO): regulation of transcription by RNA polymerase II; chromatin remodeling
Cellular component (GO): nucleus; SAGA-type complex
Molecular function (GO): transcription coactivator activity; zinc ion binding; protein binding
Source: RefSeq, a predicted model, not a curated record